This is a messenger RNA of Solanum tuberosum (potato), 1131 nucleotides long. Its product is annotated as epoxide hydrolase 4. Bases 70 to 975 code for a protein of 301 amino acids. Lineage: Eukaryota; Viridiplantae; Streptophyta; Magnoliopsida; Solanales; Solanaceae. The transcript is spliced from 4 exons. The record is from RefSeq and is a predicted model, not a curated record.
UGAACAUUAAAAAUAAACAUAGCACUCCACAUACCUUGGCUUCCUAGCAACGGCUCAAAAUAUCAAACAAUGUUUUCUUGGCUCAGCCCAAUUGGCUUAUACGGCGGCUUCGUCCGUCGGUGUCUGACCGGCGCCGGCCUAACUUGUCAAUCAAUAGAAAUCGACGAUGAAACGACUAUCCACUUUUGGGGUCCAAAAUCAUCAAAAAUGAAACCAUCACUUAUCUUAAUCCACGGAUUUGGUCCUCACGGCGUUUGGCAAUGGCGUCCACAGAUUUCAUUCUUCUCUAAUGAUUUCGAUUUAUACAUUCCUAGCCUCGUCUUCUUCGGCCGUUCUACAACCAAAUCUCUCCAGAGGUCAGAGGUUUUUCAAGCAACCUGCAUCGUAAAGCUUUUAGAAAAACUUGGUAUUGAAAAGUGUUCCAUCAUUGGGACUAGUUAUGGUGGAUUUGUUGCCUAUCACAUGGCUAAAAUGUUGCCGGGAAGGGUAGAAAAGGUAAUUAUAGCAAGUUCGGCGGUUAAUAUUAAGAAAAUAGAUAACGAUGGACUAUUGAAAAGAGCUAAUGUUGAGAAGAUUGAGGAUUUGAUGUUGCCGGCGACGGUGACCCAGCUCCGGGUAUCGAUUACGGCGUCUACUAAUCGGAGUUUGCCAUAUAUGCCGGAUUUCUUUCUCAAUGAUUUUAUCAACAAAUUGUAUCUUGAAAACAGGAAGGAAAAGUUGGAACUGUUAAAUGGGUUAAGCAUUGGAAGAGAUGACACAGUAGAUAAUAUAACUCCACUUCAACAGGAAGUAUUAAUUGUGUGGGGGGAGAAUGAUCAGAUAUUUCUACUUGAAAAGGCAACUGAACUCAAAGAGCUUCUUGGGGAAAAGGCUAGAUUGGAAGUCAUUAAAAAUGCCUCUCAUGUGCCCCAACUCGAGCAUGGGGCCAAGUUCAACAAAAUAGUUAACGACUUCUUGUGUGGUUCAGAUGAUUAAUUAAUUAAUUAGACUGCUUAUUACUAAUUUUUGUAUUUCCUUGUCUACAAACUCAAGUACUAAUUUGAAAAGAUUUAUGGAUUGUUAAAAUUUUAUAAGACAAUUGCAGCUUUGAAAGAUUUUGUAAAUAAGAUGAUUCACCGCCAUUUUGCACUU